GACCAGUGUUUGUUUCCUACUCAUGCAUACAGCCGGGGAAGGGACACGUCGGAACGGCUGUAUGGCAGUCUCUCACCCUUCUGCAUUGAACGAUAAUGAACCAUCUUUACACAGGUGGCGAAGGCCAUCAUGCACCCCAUAAUAUAUGUGGCCGUCCUACAACACCAUGCCCCCCAGCUGAUCCCCCAGCACUCUCAUCACGACAGUGAGCGUCUGGUCAUGGGGGGCCGACUCUGUUGUUUCGAUCUCAACAUAGCGGUCCUGCCCCCAAUCGGGCCAAUGCUCCGUCAGCCGAAUGAGUGUCAUCUGCCCCUCGCCCAUCGUCUCACUCCCAAACACCACCAGCCGGCAAUGCCAUCCGUCCUCCCGCUUUUUGUCAAAUACGGCCGCCCUCCAGUGCGCCACAUCGCUGUGAGAGGCCGCCAGUAGCUCACCCAAACGAAGGUACUCAGCAGAAUCACGACGGUGAGUCGCCCAGGAUCCGACCCGCCUGAUCUGGCGGCCACAACGAAGCCAGCCGAACAGAAUGAAGGCCACCAUGGACGUGUAAGUGGGGUACAGGUAGCCAGCCAGCUGUGUGGGUGGGUCGGCGGGGUCGAAUGCGGCAUGAGGGAAAUUGGGGCUGGCAGAGCUGAGGAGGGUGGGGAGCUGAUAGCCAUACGAGCUUUCGAGAAUCGAGUGGCCGUCCAUCAAGCGUGUCUGAUGACGGAUGAAGUCCACAAAGCGUGUCUGAUGACCUCCCUGAUUGAUAUUGAUCCUCCAGCUGAGUAUCCUCCACUGGCGGACCGCCUCCGUCUCACUCAUGAAGGCCGCCCGCCUGCCGAAGACGCCGAAGUUGUCAUCCCCCAGCACCAGUGGCCUCUUGAAUCUCAGCAGAUACAGUUUCUCCAGCACUGGUUUCCAUCUGGCCCACUUGCCGCCCCUCUCCAUCAUCCACAGCCGCCGGCUGAGCUGUUUGAUGAGGGCCCUGGUGGCCAACGUGACGGCCACCCCCUGAGUCAGCUGUGGGAUGGGCACCUCCACCAACACACCGAGGCCGAGUGACGCCACAACGAUAGGCAGCAGACGCAUCAGAAUGGGCAGUAGGACGUCAGGCGUAAGGGACACAGCCCGCACAGGUGAGAUGGGCGGCUGGCGGUCGGUGUCGAUGAGGCGGAAGUAGGCCAGCUGUGAGUAGCUCGUCACGUGUUGGGCGAUCCUCGGCAUCAGCGUCGCGACGCCCAACACGCCUCUGAGAGUGGUGUCCUGGUGGUGGUGGGGCUGCUGCUGCUGCGACGAUGCACUGCUGGCACCUGCAACACAAUCACACACAGCUGUGUGCCGGCAUGACUGUGUCAUUCUGCACUGAAGGGGUUGCUUACCAUUGGCAGCGGCCGACGCAGCAGAUGAAGAUGGCCCGUCAGCUUUAGAGUCACCGGCUCCUUCACGAGCGGCAGCCGACAUCUGCACACCUGCAGACAGACACAGCACAAACAUCAGGUGAUCAGGUGAGUGAAUGCGAAUGGGCGUAGCGGCCCUCUUGCCAUUUCCACACAGACAUCACACACACUGUCAUUGCUGAUGCCAUCAGGCCCUCCUGCCCGCCCUAUCUUACCUCAAUGCAUCAGAUCAGCGGGAGUCAGACAGAAUGGGCGGCGGCAUCUGUGUGGAUCGAUGACAUCACGACAGCUCUCCUGGCAUCUCCCACACACUCUACACUGCCCUGCUGUCGCCAAGAUGCCCCGAAAAGCGUCGUCCUGCAGGCUCGCAGAUGGAUCUGCUGUGUGCGAUUUGAUCAUCAUGUCGGCUUCUGCAUCAGCCGGACAGCGACC
This is a messenger RNA of Vitrella brassicaformis, 1811 nucleotides long. NCBI's taxonomy places the organism in Eukaryota, Vitrellaceae. The record is from the annotation of a GenBank genome assembly.